Molecule: messenger RNA, 1422 nt
Organism: Aspergillus thermomutatus
Lineage: Eukaryota; Fungi; Ascomycota; Eurotiomycetes; Eurotiales; Aspergillaceae
Product: pepsin-like aspartic protease
Exons: 3
Coding region: 1-1422 (473 amino acids)
Biological process (GO): proteolysis
Molecular function (GO): aspartic-type endopeptidase activity
Source: RefSeq, a predicted model, not a curated record
AUGAGAAAGGGAUUGUUGUCUUUGCUCUCUUUUGUCAUCGACACAAGUAAUGCCAUUACUCUUCGCAAAGGGGAGAGCCCGGCUGUUGUUGGGCUUCGAUUCGACCGCCAACAGAACGAUGACAUUCUCAAAAUACAUCGCUCUCCAUCGAGAAGGCGCAACUCGAUACUAUCCGAAGGGCUAUUAAAUGAGCAUGCUAUGACUCUAUACACAGCCAAUGUCACUGCUGGCAGCUCAGAGCAAGAGAUCGCCGUGGUACUAGACACUGGAAGCAGCGACACCUGGUUCAAUAUUCAAUCAUCGAACUUUUGCCAGAACAUGGUGAACGACUGCGAACGAUAUGGGACCUACGACAAUAGCUCAUCAAGAACCUACACAUUCGUCAACCACGAGUUCAACAUCACAUAUAAUGACGGCACCAAGGCGACGGGAGACUAUAUCAAGGAUACAAUUCAGUUCGGGGGAGUUAUGUUAAAACAAUUCCAGUUCGGCAUAGCAGAAGAGAGUACCUCAAAUCGAGGAACAUUGGGUCUUGCAUUUCCUGCGCUUGAAGUCAGUCGCACUGGGUAUCCCAACUUCCCUCAAGCUCUGGUGCAAGCUGGUCACAUCAAGUCGGCCGCGUACAGUCUCUGGAUGGAGGACGUAACCUCCCACAGCGGGACGAUUCUCUUUGGAGGCGUGAACAAGGCGAAGUAUCUGGGACAGCUUCAGACAAUUCCCCUCGAGCCCGCUGGCGGCAUGUAUACGUCCUUGCGUGUCAUAUUGACCGGGCUUGCUCUGCAGCAGCCCGCUUCAAAUAGAACCAAAUAUCCAGAUACCGAAUUCCCCCUUCUUGUCACCAUCGACUCAGGCGCAAGCGUGACUUAUCUGCCCAAAUCGCUCACCACCAAGAUCUACCCCGAUCUUGGGGUCACACACAACGCUGUGUAUGGCGUCCCGGUUCUCCCGUGCUCCAUGAAAGACAAGGACAUUACUCUGACGUUCGAAUUCUCCGGUAUCCGCAUCGAUGUCAGUAUUCACGAGCUCGUUUUGAACGGAAUAGAUAUGGACGGAAACACUGUGUUGUGCGUGUUCGGUAUCUAUACAAGCACCAGUGGAAACCCCGUACUGGGUGAUACAUUCCUCCGCAGCACGUAUGUCGUGUUUGAUCUGGCCAAUCGCGAGAUCUCCAUGACCAACACCAAUUUCAAUCCCGGGGCGGAUGCGAUCCUCGAGAUUGGGGCAGGCAAGGAUGCAGUGCCUGGUGCCACUCCGGUGCCGUCGCCAGCUACCACGGCCGUGAAUAUGCCGACUGCGGUGCCUUUGGCGACGGGAAGAGAGGGAAAACACAACAGCAUAGCGAGUAGUGUGGAGAUGGAUGUGAGGUUGCUUUUUGCUGGCUUGAUUGUUUGUCGUUUGAUGUUACAAGUAAUAGCCAUGUAG